AUACUGGUUAUUCCACCGUUGGACAAGGAUAUCAAAGAUUACUUGGACGCUGAAUUGUUCAAAAAGUUCCGUGAUGAAGUGAUGCUGAUUGAGCUGCCGGCGUAUCCGAAUAAGGACAGGAAAGGCAACUGUGGGAUGUAUACCGCCAUAUUAACCACUGACAGAUUUUCAGGAAUUACUGUUAGUUACAGAUAUGUUUAUGUGCCGGUAUUUGGGAAUGACCCGAACAACUGGAAACGCGGCCACUCGACAAUGAUGGACAAGAUGAUCAUUCACAUGAUCGAAGUACGCUUUCUUAAUUUCUAA
Gongylonema pulchrum is the source of this 306-nucleotide messenger RNA. NCBI's taxonomy places the organism in Eukaryota, Metazoa, Nematoda, Chromadorea, Rhabditida, Gongylonematidae. The record is from the annotation of a GenBank genome assembly.